GCCGCAUUCUCCGCACGUAUCUUUUCGGAAUAGCCUUCAAGUAUCGAAAUAAUUUCGUUUCAUAAAUUUGACUGACGACGUCUUUAAACUUUCGGGUUGUGGUCUAGCCCACGUGAUAUUGUGCUAUGUCCCGCAGUAUGGCCCCGUCUGAGGUCACUCAUCACCCGUCACAUUAGUCCUGAGUGAAGUGUGUAAUUAUGUAUGUAAGUGAAGGCAGAGCGAGCCGCGUGAUUGUGUCGACCCUCAUCGUGCGAGCGCCCUUUGUGUCCCGCAGAUAAGUUGCCCAACUGACAGGAUCCAGGGGACUUCAUAUUUUGAUAUGAUUAACAUUUUGAACAUUGGAUCUGUUCAAGGAUUUUAAUGACGCCCCCUGUCGCGUGAUGGCGCAUGGAGUGGUCGUGGCGGGCGUGGUGCGCGCUCGUCCUCGCCGCGCUGCACCUCGCCGCCGCCGGUCCUCGCUACAGCUCGCGAAUCGUGCACACGCAGCCUGGAGCCAUCCGUGGUAUCAUAGUAGAGCCAGCGUCGCGGCGACUGGAGCCUGUGGAGGUGUUCCGGGGGGUGCCUUACGCCGCACUGCCGCCUCGUUUGCGCGCUCCUCUACCGCCUACCCCUUGGCCCGGCACGCGCCUCGCCGACACCUUUGCGCCCGUCUGUCCACAGCGCAUUCCAGAUAUAGCCAACAAGACUGCAGCGUUGUCGAGAAUGCCGCUGGGUGUGUACAACGAGCUGGUGGCAUUAAAACCACUGCUCGUCAACCAGAGCGAAGAUUGUCUCUACCUCAACAUCUAUGUACCCGGUAGCGGGUCCCGUGGCGUCGAGGCGCCCUAUGCAGUUGCAGUUUGGGCGGGCGCCGGCCCGGAAGGUGGAUCGGGCAACGCUCUAGAUGGAGCAGUUUUGGCAGCUCGGGCACACCUGCUAGUCGUCACACUCAACUAUAGAAUAGGAUUACUUGGUUACUUAACGACGGGUGAAGAUGAUGAGGCUUCACUAUCGGGGGGCGCUGCAGUGUUAGACGUAGUAGCGGCGUUAUCAUGGAUACGAACAAACAUCGCUGCCUUUGGCGGGGAUCCGCGCCGUGUCACACUUCUGGGACACGCCACUGCCGCAGCAUUAGUCAAUACUGUCGUCAUGCUGCCCAGCAUAAAAGGUCUCGUAUCUCGCAUCGUGCUGCUAAGCGGGUCGGCACUAAGUCCAACAGCAUUAUCUCCGGACCCCGCGUUAGCGCGCGAGCACGCCGCGCAAGCUUUGCGCUGCACUAGAGACACGCACCCUGGAGAACAUUGGUUAGUAUCGUGUGUCUCGAACCGUCCUCUGGCAGCGCUAGUUGCCGUAGAGGCGCCCCGGGCACGUUUUCUUGCGGGAUGGGGUCCUGGUGUACCCCGCUCACAAGACUUGCCCAAUCCGUCACCAAGUCGCGCGUUGCACGCCAGCGACACCUUUUUAGAUUGCGCCCUCGCUGUUAUCGUUACUACGACUGAGAGCUAUCACUUUUUCAGCGAGGAUGAUAUACGUCACGGCUUUGAAGAAGAGUACAGAAACCGGGUGUUGCGUACAUACGUUAGAAACGUGUACCGAUUUCACCGCAACGAAAUUUUUGCGGCUGUUCGCAAUGAGUACACAGACUGGGAAAAGCCAAUACAGCAUCCAAUAAAUAUUCGCGAUGCUACUUUGGAGGCGCUCAGUGAUGGGGCUGGUGCUGCGCCCGCCUUACGAGUCGCCCAAUUGCAUGCACGACGCGGGGCGCCUACGUACCUUGCCCACUUUGCACAUCACUCACGUGACGCAGAUUAUCCGCAGCGGCUGGGCAGUGUACCCAGUGAGACUUUGCCAUACUUCCUCGGAUUACCGCUUGUGGGUGGGCCACGAAACUACUCCCGCGGAGAUGUGACCGUAGCGGAAGCCUGUGUAGCGCUUCUCGCCGCCUUCGCCAAGACAGGAGACCCUAGUCCCAAGCCGGAUGACCACCAGGAGACCGCUCUUUCCUGGCCCCGUUAUGAACUGAACACGCAACAAUACUUAAGUAUAGGAACAAAGAUGCGUGUACGCAGCCACUACCGCGGUCAUAAGCUGUCUCUGUGGCUGCACUUGAUACCGCAGUUGCAUCGAGCUGGAGCGGCACCAGCGCACCACCAAUUUCGGGAUCUUCACCCUGACAUGUUUGCCGGUGACAUAUUCCCUGAGAUGUACACAACAACAACCUCACUGGACGAAGAAGAGGAGAGCGAGGCUGAAGACAGCCUAGAAGCAGAAGAAUGUUCCCCUCCUCCCUCUGCACGUCCAGCUCUUGCCGCACUACCGCCUCCCAGACCUUCCCCUAAAGAGGACUCCCUUACUUUGGACUCGCAAUACUACAGCUAUACGGUGGCGCUGGGCGUCACUGUGGGCGCAGGAUGUUUUCUGUUGGCGCUGAACUUAAUUGUAUUCGCUGGUAUUUAUCUGCAGCGCGGCAAGCGGCGCGCUCGUUCAAGACCCCGACGUGAAGGCAGCGGGGCAGGCCGAGGAACCGCACUUACGGAGGCACUCACGUCGCCCCGGAAAAGCACGCUUAAGCGCAGCAGCGACUUAGAGUUGGUAGAAAGACCGGCCUCCGCCGUCCCGCCUCCCAAGAAACGCGUGCAGAUACAAGAGAUCUCUGUAUAGACGAUUUCUGAACAAAUAUCAGUGCAAAUACUUUUCUGUUGCUGUGAGUGUGUAAAGUGUAACAAUUUCUAGUGAGUUAUUAGAAAAAUCUAAGUAUGCACUCCCCAUAUAUAAUGAUUCGUAAUAUCGGUAUAAAGUUGUGAAAACGUAUGUAGUAAGUGGAUUAUAUAAAGUUUUAAAUUAAGUAGCCCAAAUGAUACACUAUCUCAAUGACCUCUGUAGAACUAAUGCGAAUUAUGAAUGUACAGCUUAGUGAUAAUGUUCUUCGACUUUGGUUAAUUUAACCAUGGUAUAUUGAUCUUAUUAUCCUUAAGGUCUCAGAUUUAAAUAAGCGAUGUUUAAAACCCAUACUCCUUUUAAUGCCGUCGUGUUUUUUCCGUAAUUAUAUUUGCGUUGAGAUAACUCAUGAUUUUACGAUGUGAAAAAUAUCAUAGCAGAUAUUACUUACUCCCUCAAUAUCUACAUCUCUACUACCCAAAAAAUCUAUUAGCCUCCGAAACGAGGAACUUCCAGCGCUCCUUGUCAUGUGCCACCUAGCAAUUGCUACCUUUCAGCUGCAGCAGGUCUUCCACGGCUCUGUCGAUCCAGCGGCACCUAGGCCAUCCUACUGGCCUUCGACCACUAGGUCGACUCAAAUAAGCUUUUUUAACCGCCUGAU
This is a messenger RNA of Pieris napi, 3298 nucleotides long. Its product is annotated as neuroligin-1-like. The record is from RefSeq and is a predicted model, not a curated record. The transcript is spliced from 15 exons. Gene Ontology annotation, molecular function: neurexin family protein binding; signaling receptor activity. Gene Ontology annotation, cellular component: postsynaptic membrane; synapse; cell surface. The coding region runs from base 388 to 2640 and encodes 750 amino acids. Gene Ontology annotation, biological process: presynaptic membrane assembly; modulation of chemical synaptic transmission; chemical synaptic transmission. NCBI's taxonomy places the organism in Eukaryota, Metazoa, Arthropoda, Insecta, Lepidoptera, Pieridae.